Molecule: messenger RNA, 4081 nt
Organism: Seminavis robusta
Lineage: Eukaryota; Bacillariophyta; Bacillariophyceae; Naviculales; Naviculaceae
Source: the annotation of a GenBank genome assembly
AGAUUGAUCAUUCUCACAAUCCUCAAUCUUCUUUGAUCUUUGAUGAUCGACGGGCAUGUUGCGGAGUCUUGAAACUCCAUGAAGCUGCAGCUGCAUUGGUUACUGUAAAUGUAUCGCCUCAACUAUCCAAAAGAAACUAAAUUGGAAUGUCCUGAACUCCUGCACUGAGUGGCUGGACCGAUCAUUUAUUUCGAGGAUAGAAAACGACAGUGCAAGCAAAAUCUUCCUGGCAAACGUACCCCUCCCAAAGAUGGAUGAGGCCAGUCUACAGAAUGAUUUGGACGCCUUGGUGAGAGUCCGCAAUCGACUGGUACAUGCUCCAGAUUCGGCGCUUCCCAAGAUUCUCUCUGGAUUGUUGCCGCGAAUAUUGGGACGAUUGGAGAGCAACCAUGCUGCCAGGCAACCCUCAUGUCCUACGGAACGACCUUUAUUGCUUUUGGACCAUGCACAAGCACAGCUCACGGCAAUCCUGUCCCAUUCCAUUGAACGAAUACGGGCUGGACGACACACCAUCCUGUCGGGAGCUCCAUGGAUCCUUCCAUUGUUGCUACAAACGAAUGACUUGCAAAGCCCCGUUGCCAACACAUUUCGGCUGCUGAUUCUCCAGCAUUCCAUCCCACUACACGCCAAUUAUCUGGAAGAUGUACAAUACAGCAGCAAAACUUUUAUUCACAAAACUACUACAAGCCAACCAGAAGAAUUGAUAUCGAUAUUACCAGAUUUGACAAACAUUGUGCACAAGUGUCACCAGCAGAUUAUUGUGAACAGUAGCAAUAACAACCCUCCCAAGGAAAGUUUGCUGUUGCACUAUCGAACCAGCAGUUGGAUCUGUCUCGAUGUGGUAGCACUCAGUUGGGGUCUCCCCGCCUUGAUCGAUUGGGGCCACGAGUACUUUGAUGAUGACUAUGAAUGGUCCACGCCCACUACGGCGCGAGAAGCCUUUUUGGAACAUGGACCUUCCCGCCAUGCACGACACAACAUCAACCAAUCUUCUCCAAUACAAAACACGGGUGCCUUUCAACUAUGGUUGGACCUAUUCUUGUUUUGGCCAGCAGAUGACAAGAGUGACAACAGCAUGAUGAGCCGACGUCGAAGGAUCGUCCGUACCGAAGCAGAAAUCAUGGUGGAAAACUCCACUGGUAUGACCCCGGAAGGGAUCCGGCGGAUGAAUCAUCGAAGGAAAGAUGGUCAACCAUGGAAUGUACGCUACCUUCGAGAACUCAAAUUGGCAUGUAUGGAAUACAUUGUGGUGGCUCCCAUUCGAGAAGAAAUGCUCCAAAACCAAUCGUCAUCAUCGUCAUUAUUAUCAUUAGCCAACAAUCUACCGUUUCUGCGGUGCGUGAUUCUUUGUAUUCUGACGGCAUCCCCUGGUUCCAUGCAUGGGAAGAUUGCCAUGGAUUUUGCAGAAAAGGUGGGGCAGAUGAUGAUGGCAGGCAGCAACGACAUGGCAUCUUGCCAAUCACAAGCUUCGGCACCUCGUGAAGCAGCCAUGGGCUCUACUACAUGUUCUGAAAAUGACGGAUCGUUGCUUCUCGCUUGUGCACUCAUGACCUUGGUCCUUGGCUCGCAAAGUUCGUGUGCGGCACUGGCAAGGCACCGAGAAACCAAAGAGCAAAUGGAAGCCAUCAUGGGCCCACUGUUGUGCCGAGGAGAAGCAGCAGACACGUCGACAAUAAACGAUGCUGCUCCCGAACUGCCUCUGGAGCGGGGCCCCGUCCCCUUCGACGUUGCUGAAUAUGUGAUUGAAUUCAUUCUGAACAGGCUCUUGCCUCCGGCAGAGGUGCCAUCACGCAGAUGGAUUGGCACUGCCGGGUAUCAUUCCCUGCUGCCAGCGUUUGUGGAUCUUGUGGUAGCCCUUUCCAAGUCCAAGGGAGCGAUUGGGUCUUAUUUUGCCAUUCAACUAUUGGAUAGACUCUAUGGACAUCAUCUGCUUGAGGCUACUAGUAAUGGCGAUCAAAACGCAUACGUCCAUACCUUUUGCUACACCUGCAUUGAUGUGGCUGCCCAAGUCUUGUCUCAAAUUGCAGAAGUGGAUGCUGAAACCAGGCUUACUAUGGGCGAAAUUCAACACACACCAGAGCAAGCUUUGCUCCCCGGCGGAGUCCACCAGCCGUUUCCCGGGCGACGUGACUUGAACCUCAUGUUGGUACGCCACCGAAACUCUCAAAAGAGGAAACAAUUGAAAGCUGACUGUGCAUUGGAAGCCCGCACAACGGCGUACGCAAUGGUAGCACAAUUGGCGCCGUUGGUUGGAGUACCAGAGCCGGAUCCAAUGGAUUCUACAAAGCACAAGAAGCAGUCUCCCAUGCUGGAGCUACCCAUCAUACUCCUCAAGUGCGCAGCAUUCGAAGAGUACACUUGCAUGCGUCCGCAUGUGACAAAAGCUCUCGAUUCAGUUUUGGCAGUCUACAGGAAAUCCCUGGACACUGUGGACAGACCCAAACUUGAAACGCGAGUGGCAUCGUUGCUGCCAUCCCUUUUGUGUGCUGUUUGCUCGGAUGCCAGCGCCGCACGCCUAUCAGCCGUUCGGUGGGUUAUCGACUUUGUACGGCCACUGGAUCCGGGUGUUGCUUGGCACGUUUGCUCAUUCCUGGCAGAUGAUGCAGACUCCUCCGUCAGUAGUGUAGCGAGUCAAGGCCUUCGAUUCAUAAACGCCAAUCCACCUGUGAGCGAUAGGCUGCCAUCAUAUCCAAUUCAAUUGCUGUCGACAGAGAACGAUGAGGAUCGUGUGAGUAUUCGAGGCGAGCUCGAAUCGCUUGUUGCCAAUACAGCAGCCUCCCUGGAUACCCCGAUCAAUGUGACUCGUGUCUUGUUGAGCCACUUCAAGUUUGCUAGAACUGAACUGACAAAGGCCUGGAACGUGGAUCGAGCCUCUGUGCUCAGCCGGUGCGGAGUACUGUAUCGCGCAAAUCAAGAUGUACCGAUGACAGAUGAAGACAGCAUGGUUAUUACAUCGUCUUGCAACAAAACAUGUGGGAUUUGCUACGAUGUUUUCAGAGCCGAGGAUGGUUACGAUAUGUGCUGUGGUCACCCGUUUUGCAAGCGUUGUUGGCAGGGAUACCUCGCCUGUGCCCUGGAUGAUCGACCAGUCACAAGUACUGCUCCAGUUUUGGUUUCGUGCCCUGAGCAGGAGUGCGAGGAACGAGUGCUUUCAGAAGACGUCAAAGAGGUGGCACCCGAGCUCCUGUGUCGCUGGAACAAUUGUGUGCUGCAAUCAUUCGUCGCAGGUAGCAAGAGCUUCUGCUUUUGCCCUGGCCCUGAUUGUCCCGUGGUAGCGCAACUGAUGGCUUCCGAGGACCAGGCCACUAACCUUCGGACGAAUCCAUCUGUCAAUUGUGGUGCCUGUGCUACUUCCUUCUGUUUCUCCUGUGGAAGCGACCCACAUCAACCAGCUCACUGCGCAGAUUUCGCAGAGUGGAACCGAAUCUUUGGAUCAUCCGAGUAUUGGGUCAAGAAAAACGCCAAACCAUGUCCCAAUUGCAAUGUCCCAAUCGAAAAGAAUAAUGGCUGCAACCACAUGAGAUGCAGAAUGUGUCGACAUGAUUUCUGUUGGCUUUGCCUGACAGCCCUUGGCUCUCACCUCGAACCUCACAUAUGCAACCGUUACGAGUCACACCAGUCUGCUGAAAACGAUGAUGAACGCCGCGCCUUGUUCUUCACGGAUCGCUUUCAGGCACAUGAGGACGCUGAGAAGUUUGCCAGCCGAGAGGCCAAGUGCUUUGACGAAAAACGAGAAAAGCUGGCUGCUGAGAUUCUAUGGUUUGCAUCCGAUGAUGACCUUGACAACAUGUACACUGCAGCGAGAACACUGGUUCGUGCCCGGAACUUUCUCAAGAACUCGUACGUGGCUGCAUGGGCGAUGCGCAAGGACUUGGAGCACCGCGAUGUGUUUGAAAGUCAUCAAGCCAAUCUGGAGCUGUUCACUGAGAAGCUCAGCCAGUUAUUGCUUACCAAGGUUCACCAGCUUUACAUUGAACAUGGUGCCGGAGCGAUCCACAUGCACUUUCGAGCCAUGAUAUUCAGCACUGGAUCGCUGUUGAAGUACAUGGAUAGAAUGAUUGAAUUUAUGAGUGCUACGUGA